Messenger RNA from Plenodomus lingam JN3, 609 nucleotides. RefSeq lists its product as uncharacterized. NCBI's taxonomy places the organism in Eukaryota, Fungi, Ascomycota, Dothideomycetes, Pleosporales, Leptosphaeriaceae. The record is from RefSeq and is a predicted model, not a curated record.
AUGGUUGCCUUCAAGAAUAUCUUCAUCGCCUCCAUGGCUUUGGUUGCACCGAUUGCAGCACAACUCACUCCGACUCAGGUCACAGCCAACAUCAAUAUGCUCACCCAGAAAAGUCAGGCCCUUCAAGGUCCAGCCCAGAGCAUUUCAAUCCUCAAUGGUCCCCUGAUCCUUAUUGGCCAAGGACCCUUUCCGCAAAUCAUCCAGGGAUUCGCUGACAUUGUGUCUACGGCUACUGCAUCUGUACAGCAGAUGCAAGGCAUGCAACCGGUCGCCGCCGGAGCUGAUAGUGAUGCCAUCUUCAAUGCUUUUCGCGAGUUCGUUCGAGUCCACCAAGCACUUUUGAACAUCCUCAUUGGCAAGGCAGGAUUGUUCAGCACCGUUCCCUUCAUUGGACAACCUAUCUCGGCUGUUCUCAGACAGGUUGAAGGUAUUGUUGAUACCAUUGCUUUCAGCCUAAUCGACUCAGUCCAAUCCCGUGCUACGGACAUCCAAGCUCAAGCUGCAUCUCUGGACGGAACACUUUCCAUAUGUAUCACCAAAUACGACGGUCUUAGUCUUUCGAAGAGAUCGCUCAGGUUUGCCCGCCGUGAGCAAGCAGUAGCUGCUUGA